GGCUAUCAGGGCGGUUCAAAAAUUUUUUAAAUAACCAUCAGUUGGUUCCAUAACCAGAUAAUUUAUCGGCUCAAAAACUAUAUGAAAUACGCCAAUACGAGUUUCUUAUUUUUAUUAUUUUUUUCAAGUUGUCAUGUUGAUCCGGUUAUAAUUUUUAUUAUUAUUUAUAUAGCAAAAAAUGGGUCGUGCAUAUCAUCAAGAAGGCAACAAAAAUAUUAAAAAUUCUCCGGAUAAAUUGAAUAAAACUAAAAUAUUUGAUAAGAAAAAAUAUAGAGAAACUAAAUACAGUAAUCAGCAUAAAAUUAGUAAAUGGGAGUCGGAGAGAAAACAAAAAUUUUUACGCGAAUUAAAGAACGACACAGAAGUGUCCAAAAAAUUUAAGACUUCAUUUGCUGACAAAACACGUGGAAAUCAAAAGUUUAAUAAAAAUCAAGAAUUGAAACAAAAAGUAUUGAGUGAAAAAUUAAAAAAAAAAGAAGAAAUUAAACGAAAACAAUUGGAAAAAGAGGAAGCACUAAAAAAGUAUAAAGAAAAAAGAGCUGAAACUUAUAAAAAAUUAUGCAAAAAAACUAAAAAAGGUCAACCUGUCAUGAAAGAUCGUAUGGAACUUUUAUUACAAAAAAUUCAAUCAACUAUUAAAUAAUUAAAUAUUCAAAAUUUUGAUUUUAGUUUAACGAAUUUAUACUGUACAUUGAAUUAUAAUUUAUUAAUAAAAUUCCCAAGAUAUUUUUA
Messenger RNA from Microplitis demolitor, 732 nucleotides. RefSeq names its product thyroid transcription factor 1-associated protein 26 homolog. The transcript has 3 exons. The record is from RefSeq and is a predicted model, not a curated record. Gene Ontology annotation, cellular component: nucleus. Lineage: Eukaryota; Metazoa; Arthropoda; Insecta; Hymenoptera; Braconidae. Bases 179 to 643 code for a protein of 154 amino acids.